Acaulospora colombiana is the source of this 1431-nucleotide messenger RNA. The record is from the annotation of a GenBank genome assembly. Lineage: Eukaryota; Fungi; Glomeromycota; Glomeromycetes; Diversisporales; Acaulosporaceae.
AUGGGAAAGCAUCAAUCGAAAUUAAUCCGAGGCCAAUAUGACGACGUCUCGGCCUCAGAUGACUCGAUCUCUUCCUGUUCCGCUUGUUCCUCGACCGUCUCCGUAUCGUCGUGUAGCACUGUGGACAACGAGUACAGCAUAGAUUCGAUAAUUAGUUCUCCUUUAUCUGAAUCAGAAAAAUCGCGUUUUGCGUCUUUGCCCGACUUGAAAUUUGAAACUUCUCGAAAAAAACAUUCAAAGAAAUGCAACCACAAAACUUCCAGAAACGCUUAUUCCAGCUAUCAUGAUCCUUCACACUCUCCAGUUUCAAACUCCACCCAACAAACACAGAGGAUACAGAAUCAAGUUUCUCCAAUCUUGCCCUCCACCGACUUCAACAUUUACAAUUACAUAAACCAUCGAAAAUACUCGAAAAACAACUUUGGUCACCUUUACCCGAUAGAUGAUCGCGAGUGUGAUAGGUUGCAAUAUCAAUUCUACAUAUAUAAGCAUGUUUGGGAAAACAACUUCUCGGCACCCGUGCAUGAAAUACUUUGCCAAGAGAACGCCAAGGUGCUCGAUGUCGGAUGUGGUCCCGGAUAUUGGACCCUCGAAACGUCGGUAGAUUAUCCCCUCGCCCAUUUCGUCGGCAUCGAUGCGGUGAAAACUUUUCCUACUAUCGUGAAACCACAAAAUGUCGAGUUCAUUCAAGCAAACGUCCUCAAGGGUCUCCCAUUUACCGACAACACUUUUGACUUUGUGAUGAUUCGGUUGAUGAUCUUCGCUUUUACCCUCGAGGAAUGGGAGAAGGCGAUAAGUGAGGCCGUCAGGGUUUGUAAGGUCGGGGGAUGGGUGGAGAUAAUGGAGAAAGAUAUCUUGUUUUUCGGCGCGGGGAAAAUUGCCAAUGAGGCUCAGAAGUGGGUUUCAAACGAGUUACGAAAGAAGAAGAAGAUUGAAGUGGUCAUCUCACCACAUCUUCCACGUUUCCUGUCCAUCACCACCAAGAUCACCAAUAUACAUCAUGCGGAAAGAAAUGUACCAUUCGGCGAGUAUGCGGGUAGCUUGGGAAAAAACUAUUCCGAGAUAUAUGCCUGGGGUGCAAAAAAUUUGAAGAAAGUGAUCAAGGAUAUCGGUGGAUACCGUGGUGACAUUGGCGGUAACAAGGAGGUCGAUAGAAUUUUCGGUGAGAGCGGCGGUCCCAGUAGCAGUGGUGGCUCUAAGAAAAGCACGAGACGAUUGGGAUUUACCGGUAGUGAUAAAGAGUGGGAUGAGGUGGUGGACCGCUGUGUCGAGGAAUUAAAUGCUCGCAGAGCAUACGACAAAAUUCAUAGGGUGUGGGGUGUGAAAAUUGAUGAGAGUGCCGGUGCCAGUUCCUCGACAAUUAGCAGGAGCGUAAAAGACGGUGAGACGGUCAGCACGAUCAAUGGAAUCAGUGUGAUCGAAGUUUUGUAG